GAGCUAGGUAGUUGCCAAGGGUGACUGUCAGUCAUCCAUCAUAGGCGGGGCUUGUACGCUUGGGCCUAGACACGUCUUGACUUUGAGUGGCGUUUUGAGCCGUCAGGCCGUGGUUUUCCCACCUACAAAUAACACUAGAAUAAAAACAGUUCGUUUCAUCAGCUUUUUACUACGGCAAUUGACAGCCUGUUGAAGUCGUCCACGUGCUUGGUUUCCUUCAUCGUGUGAUUUGUUGGCUGAACCUGACAGGAUUUUCGCAAGCGGUGGAUUUCGGCGGCGAAACAUUUUUUGCCGUAAACGGUUAUGGAUGAGCAACAAAGGCUACAGCCUCACCACCAUCACCACCCCGGUAUGCAUGUCCCACACACAGCCACGCCAGGCCAUAUCGUUCACCAAGCUAGUAUGCUAGCCCAUAUGCAGCCAACGCAGCCACAUUCGGAGCAAGGUCCUCCACAGGACCAAGAAUCUAGAAAGCAAGAAAUUGGAGAUAUUUUGCAGCAGAUUAUGUCUAUAACAGACCAGAGUUUAGAUGAAGCACAAGCCAGAAAGCAUGCUCUAAAUUGUCAUCGUAUGAAACCAGCUCUUUUCAGUGUACUUUGUGAAAUAAAAGAGAAAACAGUGAAAAUCAAGACACUGGUUAGUUUUACCAUAAUUUGUCCAGUGUGAACAACCUUGGAAUAU
Messenger RNA from Anneissia japonica, 681 nucleotides. Its product is annotated as pre-B-cell leukemia transcription factor 2-like. Gene Ontology annotation, cellular component: nucleus. The transcript has 3 exons. The coding region runs from base 304 to 666 and encodes 120 amino acids. The record is from RefSeq and is a predicted model, not a curated record. Gene Ontology annotation, molecular function: DNA-binding transcription factor activity. Lineage: Eukaryota; Metazoa; Echinodermata; Crinoidea; Comatulida; Comatulidae.